AUGGCCUCCCUCCUCCGCUCCUCAGCUGCCCGCACCCUCCGCACAACCCGCCUCCUCCCAAUCCUCCAACCCCGCUUCCAAUCCACCCACAACGUCCACGAUCCCCCCCAAGGCAAUACACCCAUCCCAAAUCGCAGCACAACCAAGCGCCUCCCCGAAUUCAACCUCAACGACAAAGUCGUGCUCGUGACCGGCGCCGCGCGGGGUCUCGGCCUCGUGCAAGCCGAAGCGCUCCUCGAGGCCGGCGCGACGGUCUACGCCCUCGACCGGCUGGAGGAGCCGAGUGCGGAUUUCUACCGCGUGCAGAAGCGCGCGGCCGAGGAGCUGGGGACUACGUUGCAUUAUCGCCAGAUUGACGUGCGGGAUGUGGAGGGGUUGAAUGGGAUUGUCAAGGGGAUUAGUGAUAUGCAGGGCAAGAUUGAUGGGUUGAUUGCUGCGGCGGGGAUUCAGCAGGAGACGAGUGCGUUGGAGUAUACGGCCAAGGAUGCGAAUACGAUGUUUGAGGUUAACAUUACUGGCGUCUUCAUGACGGCCCAAGCGGUUGCGAAGGAAAUGAUACGGUGGAACCGCGGCGGCAGUAUCGUCUUGAUUGGAUCCAUGAGCGCAACGGUCGCCAACAAGGGUCUUAUAUGCUGCGCCUACAACGCCAGCAAAGCCGGCGUACUGCAGCUCUCCCGCAACCUCGCGGCCGAAUGGGGCCCAUACGGCAUUCGCGUCAACACCAUCUCCCCAGGCUAUAUCGUGACCGCCAUGGUGGAAAAGUUGUUCGAGCAGUACCCCGAGCGGCGGCGCGAGUGGCCGACGCAGAACAUGCUGGGGAAGUUGAGCAUGCCUCAUGAGUACCGCGGCGCGGCGGUUUUCCUCAUCAGCGACGCGAGUAGUUUCAUGACGGCCAGUGAUUUGAGGAUCGAUGGGGGCCAUUGUGCGUGGUAG
Molecule: messenger RNA, 933 nt
Organism: Neohortaea acidophila
Lineage: Eukaryota; Fungi; Ascomycota; Dothideomycetes; Mycosphaerellales; Teratosphaeriaceae
Product: dehydrogenase with different specificitie
Exons: 4
Coding region: 1-933 (310 amino acids)
Cellular component (GO): intracellular anatomical structure
Molecular function (GO): oxidoreductase activity, acting on NAD(P)H, oxygen as acceptor
Source: RefSeq, a predicted model, not a curated record